AUGUCCGAAGAGAAAAUCGUUCAGUUCUCUAAGGAUCAACGAUAUCCUGAACCAGGAGAACCGGUUUGCGUUGUCUGUGGUCGAUAUGGAGAGUACAUUUGUGAUGAAACAGAUAAAGAUGUCUGCAGCAUGGAGUGCAAACUAAUUCACCUGGAAAAAGAGAAAAAUAUGAAAAAGCUAAGAGAAUUAAGCAUUUCUGCCAAAUGGGAUGGUUGGACCUUGAUCAUAUCGUAA
Blastocystis hominis is the source of this 234-nucleotide messenger RNA. RefSeq lists its product as hypothetical. Lineage: Eukaryota; Bigyra; Opalinata; Blastocystidae. The coding region runs from base 1 to 234 and encodes 77 amino acids. The transcript has 2 exons. The record is from RefSeq and is a predicted model, not a curated record.